AUGGAGAUGUUGAGAAGCUCCACCUUUCAAACAAAGGCAAAGGGGAAUCUGUUAUCCUUUAUUGAAUUCGAUGCAAGUGUCAAUAAUAUCAAUGGCAGUGUACCUGAAGCCCUGGUCCGAUUGACAAACUUGAACUUUCUUGGAUUAGGUGAGAACAAGUUGGUUGGUAAUAUUCCUUCCUCAAUCUUUAAUCUCUCUUCCAUCACAACUUUUGAUAUAUCAAUUAACCAAGUUCAAGGGAGACUUCCCUUAGAUCUUGGAAUUUCUUUUCCAACUCUUCAAUGGUUUUCAAUUGAAAUUAACUUGUUUACUGGAUCCAUUCCUAUUUCAAUAUCAAAUGCAACCAACCUGCAUCACCUUGACUUAGGACGGAAUAAAUUUAUUGGAAGAGUGCCUCCUUUGAGAAUGAUGCACAAUCUUGGGCGGUUAAACUUUCAACAAAAUCAUCUUCGAACAGGGGAAGCUGGUGACUUGAAUUUUCUUAGCUCAUUGCCCAAUGCCACCAAUUUGAACUUUUCGAGGAUGGGCUCCGACAAUUUUGGAGGGGUGUUUCCAGAAUCAAUUGGCAAUUUGUCCACUAAUCUUGGUAUCCUUUUUUUGGAUAACAAUAAAAUAGGUGGGAGCAUCCCAACUGAGAUGGCGAAUUUGGUCAAUUUGCGGGCUUUGGACAUGUCAGACAAUCAUUUCAUCGGUAACAUUCUUGCUGAUAUUGGGAAGCUACAAAAGCUACUAAUUUUGGAUCUCUCAGAUAAUAAAUUCUAUGGGAAAACUCCAUUGUCUUUGAAAAAUUUGACUUCACAAGAGUAUCUUUAUUUAGGAGUAAAUAAUUUGCAUGGCAACAUUCCUCCAAGUCUAGGAAAAUGCCCACUUGUAGAUCUAGCUCUUGGUGGAAACAAUCUUAGUGGUACCAUACCCAAACAAGUUCAAACUCUCUCAUCGUUAUUGAACUUGUACCUACAUGACAACCAUUUGGUUUGGUCCAUACAACUAGAAAUUGGGAAUUUAAUAAAUCAUGAACAAUUAGAUGUUUCAAGGAAUAUGUUGUCUGGAAAAAUUCCAAGCACUCUUGGUAGUUGUGUAAAAUUGAGAUUUCUAUAUAUACAGAGCAAUAAUUUUUGGGGAACUCUUCCUUCAUCUUUAAGUUAUUUGAGAGGUAUUGAGGACUUAGAUCUUUCUCACAAUAAUUUCUCAGGAAAAAUCCUAAACUAUUCAGAGGGCUUUGUCUUCUUACAAAAAUUAGAUCUAUCAUUCAAUGAUUUCGAGGAUGCGGUACCAGAAAUAGGCAUAUUUAAAAAUGCAACAGCUAUAUCUAUUAGGGGAAACAACAAGCUUUGUGGUGGUAAACCUAAAAUACAUUUGCACAGUUGCAAUACCAAGGGAUUCAAAAGGAAAAUAUUUACACUCAUCUUGAAAAUAAUAAUCCCCACAUUGUUUGGGCUUCUGGGACUAGUAAUAGUGUUGUGUUUACUGUAUCUUUGUUGCUUUAGAAAGACAACAAAAGUACCCUCUUUGAGAUUUUUAUGGAAGUCAUAUGUGAAAUUGUCCUACCAAAGUCUACUCAAGGCAACUGAUGGGUUCUCUCCAGCCAACAUGAUAGGCAUGGGUAGUUUUGGUUCAGUCUACAAAGGAAUUCUUGAUCACGGUGAAAAAAUUGUUGCAGUGAAGGUACUAAACCUUCAAUUCCGUGGAGCUUUCAAGAGUUUUGUUGCUGAGUGUGAGGCCUUGAGGCGCAUCAGACAUCGAAAUCUUGUCAAGGUUUUCACAGCAUGUUCAAGUGUUGACUAUAAUGGUAAUGAUUUCAAAGCUCUGGUUUACGAGUUCAUGGUCAAUGGUAGCCCAGAUAAUUGGUUACAUGCAAAUGAAAAUGAAGAUGAGGUGCAUGUCGAAUCAAGAAAUUUAAACCUCCUACAAAGGUUAAAUAUUGCCGUUGAUGUUGCUUCUACACUUGAUUAUCCUAGUCAACCUCAUCUGAUAAUCAAACAUAACUAUAAGUUUAAAAGAUUAAAGGAAUAA
Camellia sinensis is the source of this 2013-nucleotide messenger RNA. NCBI's taxonomy places the organism in Eukaryota, Viridiplantae, Streptophyta, Magnoliopsida, Ericales, Theaceae. The record is from RefSeq and is a predicted model, not a curated record.